GCAGAACAUAUAGGAAUCUGGAGCUGAGAAGAGGGGUCAGGUCUGGGAGGACAGAGCCAGGACCCCUCAUGCAGUCACCAGAGAGCAGGGAUAGAUGCUCAGAAAGUGGGACCCAGGGUGGGAGCCAUGCAUGGGCUGGGGAGAAGGGGAAGGCAGACCACAGUGACUCACCUGCAAGGCUGAGGUUCCACAGGGUCCAGGGAGGACAGUGGCCUUGACUGUGUUGAGGGCCUUGGCCUGAGAGGUUCCAGGGAGAGAAGAAAGAGAGGCUGGUGCAGAUGGGGCUCAGUGGCUGUUUCCAGCUGACUGGAUGAACAGAAAGACUGUGGAUGGAUGAAAAAAAGAAAGAUGGACGAGGGAUGAAUGGAUGGAUGAAUUGAUGGAUGGACAGAUAGGCAGAAGGGCAGUUGGGUGUUGGAUGGAUGGAUGGAUGGAUGGAUACCUGUAUGGAUGGACAGAUGGACAGAUGCAAUGGUGGUUGGAUUGAUGAAUUGAAAACAGGCAGAUGGAUUAUGGACAGAUGGAUGGGUGGAUGGAUGGAUGGAUAGAUAGUUGGACAAAUGGAUGGAUACCUGGAUUUGGACAGAUGGACAGACAGAUAGGCAGGCAGUUGGGUGGAAAACACAUGGCUGGAUGAAGGAUGGAUGGGUGGGUGGAUGGAUGGAUGGAUGGACAGAUGGACUGACAGAUGGGCAUUUGGAUGAAUGGAUGGAAAACAGAGAGAUGGACAAUGAAUGGACACCCAGAUGAAUGGACAGAUGGACAGACAGAAUGGUGGUUGGAUUGAUGAAUUGAAAACAGAUGGAUUAUGGACAGAUGGAUAGAUGGAUGGAUGGAUGGAUGAAUGGACAGAUGGACAGACAGAAUGGUGGUUGGAUUGAUGAACUGAAAACAGACAGAUGGAUUAUGGACAGAUGGAUGGAUGGAUGGAUGGUUGGUUGGAUAGAUGAAUGAAUACCUGGAUUUGGACAGAUGGACAGCUGUGUGUGUGGGGACCAAUCAGGGCCCUGGGAGAGGAAGACUUGGGAAGGGAUUCUACGGGGGGAUGGACUGUCUGCUCUCCACGGGGCUCCAAGGAAGGAGGGAAAUGGGGAGGGUCAUUGUGAACACCCAACGGGGCUCAGGAGGGGACAAGGCAGGGGCCACCUAGACCCCGGACUCCUUCUCUACUCGUCUCGCAUCACCUCCUCUGCCACAGGUGGGCCCAAGGCCUCACCCACAGUCAGCCUCUUUGUGCCAUCCACUGAGGAGCUGGCCACCAAAAAGGCCACACUGGUGUGUCUCAUGACUGGAUUCUACCUGGCAAGCCUGGACAUCCAGUGGAAGAAAGAUGGCAGUGUCAUCUCCCAGGGCAUGCAGACCACCUAGGCCUCCAAGCAGGCCGACAACAAGUACACGGCCGGCAGCUACCUGACCCUGACGGGCAGCGAGUGGAAGGCAGGACGCACUUACAGCUGCCAGGUGACGCAUGAAGGGAGCACCAUCGAGAAGAAAGUGGCUGCUGCAGACUGCUGUUAGCUCCCCGACCCUCAGCCCUUCCCGUGAGGCCCUGACUUGCCGGACCCUGCUGGGGUUCUCCCCUUGCCCACCGUCACCCAUCCCAGCCUUUCCACCCAAACCCAGUCCACUCUCAAUAAAGGAUCCUCAUUUCAAUCACAA
Choloepus didactylus (southern two-toed sloth) is the source of this 1659-nucleotide messenger RNA. RefSeq names its product immunoglobulin lambda like polypeptide 5 (gene IGLL5). The record is from RefSeq and is a predicted model, not a curated record. The transcript has a single exon. Gene Ontology annotation, molecular function: MHC class II protein complex binding. Gene Ontology annotation, biological process: immunoglobulin production involved in immunoglobulin-mediated immune response; antigen processing and presentation of exogenous peptide antigen via MHC class II; positive regulation of T cell activation. Lineage: Eukaryota; Metazoa; Chordata; Mammalia; Pilosa; Megalonychidae. Gene Ontology annotation, cellular component: MHC class II protein complex.